Messenger RNA from Arabidopsis lyrata subsp. lyrata, 2659 nucleotides. RefSeq lists its product as uncharacterized. NCBI's taxonomy places the organism in Eukaryota, Viridiplantae, Streptophyta, Magnoliopsida, Brassicales, Brassicaceae. The record is from RefSeq and is a predicted model, not a curated record. The transcript is spliced from 3 exons. The coding region runs from base 39 to 2618 and encodes 859 amino acids.
AUUUGUCAGCAGAGUACGUAGCCGGUGUGGAGGAAUUCAUGACGUUUGCUAAUAGCCAGCCUAUAGUACAGAGUAACCGCGGUAAAUUUCACUGUCCUUGUAGUGUGUGCAAGAAUGAAAAACAUAUGGUCUCGGGUAGAAGAGUUAGUAGUCAUUUGUUUAGUCAAGGAUUUAUGCCAGAUUAUUAUGUUUGGUAUAGACAUGGGGAAGAACUCAAUAUGGAUAUAGGAACGAGUCACACUGAUAGGACAUAUCAAAGUGAGAAUCAUGAAGAGGUGGGUUAUGUUGUAGAAGAUCCUUAUGUGGAUAUGGUGAACGAUGCAUUUCGUUAUAACGUGGGGUUUGAUGAUAACUAUGAUCAGGAUACAGGUUAUCAGAAUGUCGAAGAACCAGUACGUAACCAUUCAAAUAAAUUUUACGACUUGUUAGAAGGUGCACAAAACCCAUUAUACGAUGGUUGUCGUGAAGGUCAAUCGCAGUUAUCGUUAGCUGCUCGACUCAUGCAUAAUAAGGCAGAGUAUAAUAUGAGUGAAAAGUUAGUGGAUUCGGUUUGCCAAAUGUUGACAGAUUUUUUACCAGAAGGAAACCAGGCAACCGGUUCGCAUUACCAGACCGAAAAAUUGAUGCGCAAUUUAGGUCUUCCAUAUCAUACAAUUGAUGUUUGUAUGAACAAUUGUAUGCUUUUCUGGAAAGAAACUGAAAAAGAAGAUCAAUGUCGGUUUUGUGGUGCACAAAGAUGGAAGCCUAAGGAUGAUCGUCGUAGAACCAAAGUACCAUAUAGUCGAAUGUGGUAUCUACCUAUUGGUGACCGAUUGAAGAGAAUGUAUCAGAGCCACAAGACAGCAGCGGCAAUGCGAUGGCAUUCCGAGCACCAAUCAAAGGAAGGAGAAAUGAAUCAUCCUUCAGAUGCGGCAGAGUGGAGAUAUUUCCAAGAGCAAAAUCCCGAGUUUGCGGAAGAACCCCGAAAUGUAUAUCUUGGCUUAUGUACAGAUGGGUUCAAUCCAUUUGGCAUGUCUCGUAAUCAUUCGUUGUGGCCUGUGAUCCUGACUCCAUAUAAUUUACCCCCAGGUAUGUGCAUGAAUACAGAGUACUUGUUUCUCACAAUUCUGAACUCUGGGCCAAAUCACCCGCGAGGUAGUCUCGAUGUCUUCCUCCAACCUCUUAUUGAGGAGCUAAAAGAGUUGUGGUCUACUGGAGUUGAUGCAUUUGAUGUGUCAUUGAAUCAAAAUUUUAAUCUAAAAGCAGUGCUGAUGUGGACGAUAAGCGAUUUUCCGGCGUAUAGCAUGUUAUCAGGAUGGACCACACACGGUAAACUGUCUUGUCCAAUUUGCAUGGAAAGUACAAAGUCAUUUUAUCUACCUAAUGGAAGGAAGACAUGUUGGUUUGAUUGUCACCGAAGAUUUCUUCCUCAUGGUCAUCCAUUACGGAAAAACAAAAAAGACUUCCUUAAAGGAAGAGACGCUUCUAAAGAGUAUCCACCUGAAUCUUUGACCGGUGAGCAAGUUUAUUAUGAGCGGUUGGAUGGCGUAAAUCCACCAAAAACCAAGGACGUUGGUGGCAACGGUCAUGAAAAAAAGAUGCCAGGCUAUGGGAAGGAACAUAACUGGCACAAGGAAAGCAUAUUAUGGGAGCUGCCUUACUGGAAAGAUCUCAAUCUGCGACACAAUAUUGAUGUGAUGCAUACAGAGAAGAAUUUUCUGGACAACAUCAUGAAUACUCUUAUGAGUGUGAAAGGUAAAUCAAAAGACAACAUCAUGUCAAGAUUGGAUAUUGAAAAAUUUUGUUCUCGGCCAGCCUUACAUAUUGAUAGUAAGGGUAAAGCUCCAUUCCCAGCAUAUAUAUUGACAGACCAAGCCAAAGCGAGUUUAUUGGAAUGUGUGAAACAUUCGGUUAAAUUCCCAGAUGGUUAUUCCUCAGAUUUGGCUACUUGUGUAGAUAUGGAGAAUGGUAAGUUUUCAGGCAUGAAGAGUCAUGAUUGCCAUGUUUUUAUGGAGCGACUACUUCCAUUUAUCUUUGCAGAACUCCUUGACCGGAACGUACACCUUGCGUUAUCAGGGAUUGGAGCAUUUUUCCGGGACUUAUGUUCGAGGACUUUACAGAAAAGUCGUGUUCAAAUUCUAAAACAGAAUAUUAUUUUAAUCUUAUGCAACUUGGAAAAGAUCUUUCCACCAUCAUUUUUCGAUGUGAUGGAGCACCUGCCUAUACAUCUCCCUUACGAAGCUGAAUUAGGCGGCCCGGUCCAAUAUAGAUGGAUGUAUCCUUUUGAGAGAUUUUUCAAAAAGUUGAAAGGAAAAGCAAAGAACAAAAGAUAUGCUGCAGGAUCAAUUGUUGAAUCAUAUAUCAAUGACGAGAUUGCUUAUUUUUCAGAGCACUACUUUGCAGAACAUAUACAAACAAAAUCAAGGUUAACAAGAUUCGAUGAAGGUGAAGUUCCUGUAUAUCAUGUUCCUGGGGUACCUAACAUAUUUACGCAAGUCGGCCGUCCAAGUGGAGAAAUGCGUGAAGUAUGGCUUUCAGAGAAAGACUACCAAAGCGCACAUGCAUAUGUUUUACGAAAUUGUGCCUAUUUUCAACCAAUUGAGAGGUAUAAAACAUAUCUUCCAAAAAUCACUCUUUAAUUUACAAUAUCCACUAUGAUUAUUCAUAUAUUUUUUGUGUU